AUGGAAGCGGACUUGCGGUCGACUCGCUGGGACGGAAGUCGGUUAUCAUCGUCUUUCCCUAGACAAGGGUGGUCUCAACAGUCGCCGUCCUACGCGCCUUUAUCAGGCGAUGCAGGCCCCUCCCACCAAGCAAGCUGGCACUUCUUCGAAGCCUUUCCCGAGAACGAGUCAUUCCGAGACCACUAUUCUUCGCCUCUGCGUGAAGUGCACGAAGACCUCCAAUCCGGGUCUCGAAUAGACCGCGCUACUCGUCUAACAUCUUCGCGGCCGUCUACCGUACCAACGCAGCCCGUUCUGGUCAGAGCGUACUCUGGAAAUGCAGAGGAUGAACCGAGGAGCAAGCUGUCAUCCAUGUCUCCGCGCCGACUGUUCCCGUUCACCGGGUCCAGGAGUUCGGCCACCCCCCGUCCAUCUGGUCCGCCGCUCCCGUCGGAUAAAGACUUCAGUAUUGAUAGUAUACUGCAAGCCAUCGAUCCUGAUAUCCGUGGAACAUUGGACUCAAUCGCCGAAAUCUGUGGACGCAGCAGAUUGAGUCUUGCGAAUGAGUACGACAGUCAUAUCGCCCCGUUGGGGGAGAUUCGAGCCCCGCCAGGAGGUGGCCUAGUGCCGGUUGAAGAGGCAAGCUCGAGUGAUGAACGUCGCGCCGAUGAGGGUGUUCUUAUCUUUGACGACGACCCCGGCAUGAUGGACACGGGACGUGAUAUGCAUCCGUUCUCUUUCUAUCGCUAUUUAGAGAAUCUCCGGCACGCUGCAUCGACCCUGGAACGCAACGGAGGACGGUCCUCCUUGGUGGCUACGCAGUCUGCCAUAAGAAAUGGACAGUCGGGUGAAGUUGCAAAUCUAGAAAGAAACACACUGCCAGCGAUUCGCGAGUUUCCCUCGGGACCAAAGAACUCCAGCCGAGACCUGCUGGGGAAGCACAACCCCUCUGGCCUAGCCGGGCAGUCCUCACAAGAUAUAGCUACUCCAGCUAUGGUCUCGGAAAUCCACUUUGAAGCACAAGCAGACGAUCAGCACACUGUUGCGGAGCCGCGCAUUGCUGUGGAUGGCACGAGUUUUGGUGGAAUCCAAGCGUCGGACCGUUGGAACACGUCCGAUGUGGUCCAAUCUCUCCUUGGCUGGCUGAGGUGGACGACCCGAGUCGUUGAGCCAGACUCGCGGCCUGCCUUGCAAUCAGCCGAGGACCGUCUACGGGCUAUGCUCGGGCGAGCAGGCGACGAGCAUACUCCUUUGCCAGUGGCGUAA
This is a messenger RNA of Penicillium brasilianum, 1245 nucleotides long. The record is from the annotation of a GenBank genome assembly. Lineage: Eukaryota; Fungi; Ascomycota; Eurotiomycetes; Eurotiales; Aspergillaceae.